UUGCCCGUUGCUCGCCUGAUGCGUUCUACUCACAUCCGGGGCCUUGCCGCGUCCCGGCCCGAAGCUAAGAAGAAAGGAGGUGGCGGAAGAGCCGCCUGGUUCGACGGGGUGGGGGCGCGCGGGGAGCGCCUAGUCCUGUCCCGCUGGGGCUAGGCCUAAGUAAGAAGAAUAUUUGCCCUGGAUUUUUUCAAAAAGUUUUGCCUGCCAAUCUGCAAUUUAUUUCUAAAAAUUGCUUGAAGACUUGUCAAAUGACGUCAAUGGCUAGCCUGUUUUCUUUUACUAGCCCAGCCGUAAAGCGUCUGUUGGGCUGGAAGCAAGGAGAUGAAGAAGAAAAGUGGGCAGAAAAAGCGGUCGAUGCUUUAGUUAAAAAACUGAAAAAGAAAAAAGGAGCAAUGGAAGAGCUCGAGAGAGCGCUGAGCAGUCCUGGACAACCCAGUAAAUGUGUUACUAUACCUCGCUCAUUAGAUGGACGACUUCAAGUUUCUCACCGCAAAGGUCUCCCCCAUGUUAUUUAUUGCCGCGUGUGGCGUUGGCCAGAUCUGCAAAGUCAUCAUGAGCUAAAACCACUGGACGUUUGUGAAUUUCCUUUUGGAUCCAAGCAGAAGGAAGUCUGUAUCAAUCCUUAUCAUUAUAAAAGGGUGGAGAGCCCAGUUCUACCUCCGGUUUUAGUGCCAAGACACAGUGAAUUCAACCCACAGCAUAGCCUUCUGGUUCAGUUCAGAAAUCUAAGCCACAAUGAACCACACAUGCCGCAAAAUGCCACAUUUCCAGAUUCGUUCCAGCAGCCCAACAACACUCCAUUCCCCAUUUCUCCAAACAGUCCUUAUCCGCCUUCUCCAGCCAGUAGUACUUACCCAAAUUCUCCAGCUAGUUCUGGGCCAUCCAGCCCAUUUCAGCUACCAGCAGACACACCACCACCUGCAUAUAUGCCCCCUGAAGAUCAGAUGGGACAAGAUAAUUCGCAGUCUAUGGACACAAGCAGUAGUAUGAUUCCACAAAUAUUGCCAAAUAUUUCUAGCAGAGAUGUUCACCCUGUUGCCUAUGAAGAACCCAAGCACUGGUGUUCAAUUGUGUAUUAUGAAUUAAACAAUCGAGUUGGGGAGGCUUUUCAUGCCUCUUCCACUAGUAUCUUAGUAGAUGGAUUUACAGAUCCUUCCAACAACAAAAAUAGAUUCUGCUUAGGUUUACUCUCUAAUGUUAAUCGCAACUCAACUAUUGAGAACACCCGGAGACAUAUUGGAAAAGGUGUCCAUCUCUACUAUGUUGGUGGGGAAGUCUAUGCUGAGUGCCUGAGUGACAGCAGUAUAUUUGUACAGAGCAGGAAUUGCAACUACCAUCAUGGAUUUCACCCUACAACUGUAUGCAAGAUCCCCAGUGGCUGCAGCCUAAAAAUUUUUAACAAUCAGGAAUUUGCUCAGCUUUUAGCUCAGUCGGUGAAUCAUGGGUUUGAGGCUGUGUAUGAACUUACCAAAAUGUGCACAAUUCGAAUGAGUUUUGUAAAAGGAUGGGGAGCAGAAUAUCACCGGCAAGAUGUUACAAGCACCCCAUGUUGGAUAGAAAUUCAUCUUCAUGGGCCUUUACAGUGGCUGGAUAAAGUACUUACACAAAUGGGUUCUCCUCUAAAUCCGAUCUCUUCUGUUUCUUAGUACUCUUCACCAUAACCUUAGUGACCAUUUUCUAUUUCUACAGCAUCUUCCAGCAUGGAUACUAUGAAAAUGGAUGUCAUAUGUUAGCUUCUGUCAUCUGUGCCCAAUUCCAUACUGAUGCUGGUUUGUGAUACUAAAGAAACAUUCAAGUUUGCGGGACAAUAACUUUUAUUUCCAAACCUUUUUGCUAUGCAUAUGUAACAAAAACUUUGCCUUUACUGGAAAUGUCCUCUAGAGCAAGAUUGGGAAACUGACAUUAGGGAAUAAUCACUAGGUGCAGCUGCAACUAGCAAGUCUUAUGUUAGUGUAGCAUAAUUUUUGGGGUGGUAGAGGUUCUAAACAAAAAUAGCUUUGUUACACCUGAGACUGCCUUUUGUUUGACCAAUAAUUCACAUGCUGCUAGAACACGGCCAUACAGCCCGGAAACCACACAGCACCCAAUUCACAUGCUGUUUUUGUUUGACCAGUAUUCACAUGCUGAAAAAACACUUUUUACAUUUAGAAUAUUUGCCUUCUUGGCAAGGUGUCAUAUACAGCAGCAGUGCUAACCUUUUGAUUUAACUUUACCCAUUAUUUUGAAGAGCUAUUGAUCUGCAUAGCUUUUUAUUUUUUAGGCUAAUUGUUGUUUUCUUUUGAUUUACCACUCAUGCUAUGUGUGGGAGUUUUCCAGAUGUAGCUGCUAAAGCAAUCCAUGUGUGGAACAAAAAGUCUUCUGUAUAUAACACUUCAUAGAGAUUCACUGUGGUUUCUGUCUAUUGUGUUUUGCCUCCAUGUAACUGGUUACCUUGAAGGCUUCCUGACUUCACUGCUGUUACCUUGCAGUAUUAGUUGUGAUCUUUUUUUUUUUUUUGUAUUUCACUAACAGGAAUAUUUGGAAUUACACUGCAUUUCAGUGUUCAUGGAAACUUCUGAUAGAUUGGAUCGAUUAAUAAAGGGUGCAAAAUGAUUUCCUUCUAGAUUAUCAGGGAAGACCAGUCAUUGAAUAAAACUAACAAAAAGAUAAUCAAUAUCUGGUGAUUGCUAUCUACGUGAUAUAAGUAACAGAACUUAGUCCCCCACACAUGAAUACUUGGUGGUGUAACGUACUACUAGAGUAAGCAGUCUUGUCAUGCAGGUAAGUGGGCCUGGGCCCACUGAUAGAAUUAAUGCUAAUGCUAAGUUGCCCCAUAUUAAGGCAAAGCUAUUGUAGGUGCCAACUGAGAAAUAUUUCUGGCCUCAUUCCAGAAGAUGUAUGUGUGCCUGGGUCUCAAGCAUUUGCCAGUGCAAUUAAUCAGAGGAAAAUGUAAUUACCUUAAAUGUGUUAUGCAUGUUAUUCAGCUGCUCUAGGCAAACAAUAGUUUUACCAACAUUCAAUUUUAAACCACCUGAUCUCUCUUAUUUGUCCAUGUGGCUAAUAGGGCAGGUUUCCCUAUUCCCUUUUCCCAGAAGACUUGUAUGCUGUUACCAUCUUGUUUAAAUAGCUUUAAAAUUGUUUUAACAGUAAAUUAGCAUUUGAUUAAUAGCCCUUGGCUUUUGUCUAGUGUUGGCAGUUAAAAUAAUAACCUUGCUUAAAUUUAUAAUCCUCUGUGGAUUUCACAUGAAUCCAGAAAAACUGCAAUAUUAAAUUUGAGUGAAGCCUUCAGAAUUUUGAAAACUUCUUUUUUAAUGGAAAUGGGAUGAAAAUGAAAACAAAUUUCUCAUUCUUAUGGCUGCGAAAACAUAAAAUAUUGAGCCUUUUGCACCCUCCUUGGCCUCCCGUUCACUAGCAGAAAUAAUUACGCAAUCAAGCAGAUGCCUGCCGACCUGAAAUCUUGACCAGAGCCAGUGUUCCAUGAUGUGAUGUGUGGUUAAAUUAUGGCUGUAGCUGAUGGUGGCAUUGUUUGUAAAAAUCUUGUUUCAUAUGAUUCCAUAGCAAAAUCAGAGGCUGUUUCCGCACGGCCUUUUUAUGGCGCCCUGGGGACGGGAAAAACGCCGUCCCCAGGGAGCCAUUCGCUCAGGUGGCGCUGUUGCAACGCAGCAGCGCCGACCUGACUGCGCUCC
Molecule: messenger RNA, 3665 nt
Organism: Sphaerodactylus townsendi
Lineage: Eukaryota; Metazoa; Chordata; Lepidosauria; Squamata; Sphaerodactylidae
Gene: SMAD5
Product: SMAD family member 5
Exons: 7
Coding region: 249-1646 (465 amino acids)
Biological process (GO): cell differentiation; anatomical structure morphogenesis; SMAD protein signal transduction
Cellular component (GO): heteromeric SMAD protein complex
Molecular function (GO): DNA-binding transcription factor activity, RNA polymerase II-specific; I-SMAD binding; RNA polymerase II cis-regulatory region sequence-specific DNA binding
Source: RefSeq, a predicted model, not a curated record